Messenger RNA from Momordica charantia (bitter melon), 1226 nucleotides. Its product is annotated as 11-beta-hydroxysteroid dehydrogenase A-like. Gene Ontology annotation, cellular component: cytosol. Lineage: Eukaryota; Viridiplantae; Streptophyta; Magnoliopsida; Cucurbitales; Cucurbitaceae. Gene Ontology annotation, molecular function: oxidoreductase activity. The record is from RefSeq and is a predicted model, not a curated record.
UUUAUUUUUCUGUCAACGGGAGAACCCAGAGGCUACAAAAUUUCCCAUUGCCAUUUCUGUAAUCGUACAGAAUUCCAUGGAUCUCGUUUACAGUUUCUUAAACCUCGUACUUACCACAACAUCUCUAAUUGCCUUCAUCUUCCUUCUCCCACCAUACUUGUUCUUCAAGUUCCUCUCAUUCCUUCUAAGGUCCACCUUCAGCGAAGAUGUCGCCGGAAAAGUCGUUCUGAUCACCGGAGCAUCCUCGGGCAUCGGCGAGCACCUGGCGUACGAGUACGCUAAAAGAGGAGCUUAUCUAGCGUUGGCCGCCAGAAGGGAAAACCGGCUCCGGGAAGUCGCCGCCGUGGCGGAAUCUCUAGGCUCACCAUUUGCUCUCGUAAUCCCUGCAGAUGUUUCCCAGAUUCAGGACUGUAAACGAUGUAUCGAAUCCACCGUGGCCCACUUUGGACGACUGAAUCAUUUGGUGAACAACGCGGGGGUAUCCAGUAUCAAUCUGUUUGAAGAAUACGACGACCUCAACAAUGCGGUCCCAAUAAUGGAUGUGAACUUCUGGGGAAUGGUUUAUUGCACUUAUUAUGCGAUUCCACACCUGAAAGCAAGCAGAGGGAAGAUCAUCGGAAUCGCUUCCUCCGCCGCGUGGCUACCUACGCCCAGGCUUAGCUUCUACAGGGCAAGCAAAGCGGCAGUGAUAAGCUUCUACGAGACACUGAGAGUUGAAGUUGGGGGAGAGAUCGGAAUCUCCAUUAUCACGCCGGGGCUGAUCGAAUCAGAGAUGACGCGUGGGAAAUUCAUGUCCAAAGAAGGCCGUUUGCAAUUGGAUCAACAACUGAGAGACGUUGUGCUGAGCGUGAUGCCGGUUAUGCCGAUCGGAGGGGCGGUGAAGGGAAUCUUGAGGAGCGGUUGCCGCGGAGAUGCGUAUGCGACGGAGCCGUCGUGGAUGAGGAUGGCGUUUUACUACGCCACGCUGUGCCCGGAGUUAGUGGAGUGGCUUAAUCGCUUCAUUGUUAUCACCGCAACUUCUUACUUCUCCACCAACCCAACUCCAAUUGCCACAUAAAACCCUCGUCUUUUGUUCUGUUUAUGCCCAAUUUUGUAAUUUUAUUACUCUUUCCUUUCUGUAAUCAAAUAUUCAAAAUAAAUGGUUUUGGUGUGGCUUUGCAAUAUGGGCCGAAAAUAGGCCCAUUUGUCAGGUGAUUUCAGCAUGGGCGCGGCUUGAAGCGGUUGUA